AUGUCUCUGGAGGAGAAGAAAGAUAAGCCAGCUGCCUUGAAGUUAAGUUCUGCAUCUUUUGUUCCAAAGAAUCUCAAGAAAAAGACAGAGACAUUAGCCAACUCAGUCCCACCUGCUCAGGCUAUCGCUCCGUCUGCUCCGAAUGGGCAAAUGGGUUUAGGAGUGUUACCGAUUGGAAUCCAAGAGAGAACUCCUGAAAAGAAUGCGAAUGUGAUGCCCUUUCCAAGCUUGUUAGGUGGGACUCCUCCAAUGGGUCUCAAUGGGAUGGCUCCUCUAGUCGGAGGACCCAUGAAACCUCCCCCAUUGUUGUUUUCUCAUCCAGAUAAUGUGUCAAUUCUUCCCUUAUUGAAUUCUGCAAAUACUGCAGCCCCGAAGGAGAAGAAGGAACAUCUGAGAUAUUCAGUUGAGGUGAUGAUGGCAAUGAAAGAUCAGUGAAAGGAAAAACCCGGCGAUAUGGGAAAGCUAGAUUUCCCUACAAAACAAACGAAGAAAGCCAAAAUUGAGUUCAAGGGAAGACCAAGAAAGUAUAGUAACUGGAAAGUCCAUGAGCCUAAAUUCAAGAAGGUAGUCAAGAGAAAGAUGACUGUGAAUAAGUAAACGACAUAAUGCUAGGGAUUGGCUUUCUUCAGAUCAACGAACAUUUGUUUGCACGGGUGGAAGCUAAGCAGGAUUAUAUUUAAAAUUAUUAAACGAGAAUUAUUAGCUG
Messenger RNA from Moneuplotes crassus, 706 nucleotides. Lineage: Eukaryota; Ciliophora; Spirotrichea; Euplotida; Euplotidae. The record is from the annotation of a GenBank genome assembly.